Messenger RNA from Branchiostoma belcheri (Belcher's lancelet), 660 nucleotides. RefSeq lists its product as uncharacterized. Lineage: Eukaryota; Metazoa; Chordata; Leptocardii; Amphioxiformes; Branchiostomatidae. Gene Ontology annotation, molecular function: nucleic acid binding; zinc ion binding. The coding region runs from base 1 to 552 and encodes 183 amino acids. The record is from RefSeq and is a predicted model, not a curated record. The transcript has a single exon.
AUGAAUUUGUUUCUUUGCCUUGUAUUGUCCCUACAGGACGUGGCGGCCUUGAUAAGAGAAAUGCAAGAGCUGAAGAAGCAGGUAGGGGCGCUGAAGAGCGGGAGGGCGGCGGACGACAUAAAGGAGGAGCUGGUCCAGUACGCCGGCAGGCCGGAGGCGGCAUUUGAUGCGCAUCGUGCCCUGGCGUUAGUGGAGGCUCUCGUCUCACAAGCUAGAAAGGAGGGGCAUGCCAAAGCAAAAGAAUACUCGAUUAUUCUGGACCAAAUCUCACCGUUGGUAUCAGAACCAUUCUUUAGGCAUCUCGUAGUAAACCAGUUUGGAUGUGGCAUAGUAAAACAGGUAGCGCGAGAUAUCGCGCAAUUUGUAAAGUGCCAGGGUAACCUCUCGAAGGGGUCUACAGCCUCUAAGGGGAAACAACCUAGGGCUGGCCCCUAUAGCGCUAAAGGUAAAGGUGCCAAGAGCCCGCGAACCGCACGACCAGGAGAUAGGUGUUUCAAUUGUGACAAGUUGGGUCAUUUCGCAAGAGACUGUAAGUCAGAGAAAAAGAGUUAAUCGGAAGCCGUGUGACGAUUGUAUAUGUCGUACACUUGUGUUUUUGUACAUUUUGUGCGGAGUUGUAACGACACAGUUUCCCUGAUAACUUGCAAGUGAAUAUGUUGU